Messenger RNA from Tigriopus californicus, 2175 nucleotides. RefSeq lists its product as uncharacterized. Lineage: Eukaryota; Metazoa; Arthropoda; Copepoda; Harpacticoida; Harpacticidae. The transcript is spliced from 4 exons. The record is from RefSeq and is a predicted model, not a curated record. Bases 982 to 1389 code for a protein of 135 amino acids.
UGUGUGUGUGUGUGUGAGUUGGAAAAGACGCCGAAGUCAUUGGCCAACAAACCAGUCGGAAGGAGGGGUACGAGGAGAAGCAGGAGGAAGAGGAGAAGAGGAACAAGAAGGAGGGUGAAGAAGACGGCUCGAUAAGGGAACAACCUCGGUCGGUCUCCGACUGAUGAGAGACUGUCGAGCUGUGAGAAGGCGGCAAGAAAAGGCAGGUUGAGGGUUGGAGAGUGCGAAAGAUGGUAGAAACCAUACAACAGUAGUCACUGUGGUUCCCCUUCACAAUCCCACUCUUCCUCGCUCGUUUGCGUUGUGCCAGACGAAAUCCGUCAGUACGUUAGUCGUGGAUCGAGGUCCAAACCAAAGACAUGAGGAGUGGAACAACAAUAUUAGGAACCCUGGCCAAGGAGCAAGUUGGAAAAAACCCACCAUCAAAGUGUCACGCAACAACCAACCGAAGUAGAGGUGCCAAAAGCUGGAUUGGGAUUUGGUGAACACGAAAAAGCUCCAAAAUCGGUCGGAAAAGAGUGAAAGUUGGAACUCGGAGAAUGAUCACCUCAUGAAAGUUAUGGUGGUGGCACAUUCGUCUCCGGUUUUUAAGACACCUAGACCCGACCAAUUGUCAACAUGGUGGGCCUCAGCAUUGCCAAGUGGAGAAGACUCUACACUUCUAGAAUAAUGGGCUCCAAGUCGAAUAUUUCAUCGUGAUCUCCCGGAAAUCGGGUUGCUCUACGCGAAGCUCAAUCCCCCUUCCUGCCCCAACCCCAACGUACCAAUUUCAGCCUCAUGUUUUAGCUCGGCCAGUCCUCAUCGGAUCAGUCCCAUAAAUAAUAAAGGGGCUAAGGUAAAACCACAUCACAAGGACCCGGAUAAGAGAUCUCCCAAACGAAACGAGGAUCAAGGAAGUGAGAGGGGCACACCCGUCAAAUUGGAUUUCAUCCCAAGUGCUGCUGCUGCAUUUUUCUUGGGAACCCUUAUUCACUUCUCAAGAUGACCAACUUGGCAGCCAUCAAGACUCCAUUGGGAAUUCUCAAAAUUUUGAUCACGCUCGUGCUCGUGACUGUGGUGCUUCUGGCGGCUUUUGGCAAUGACGGACUUCGCCUCACCUUCGGUGUGGAGGAUUUCCUGGGGGUUGGGACGAGCUUGGGCUUGGCCCUCACGGUGCCACUCAUACUCUUGGCCUACAUCUUGGGAGGCAGUCUCUUUGUGAUGGAGGCUCUUUUGAGUAUUGUGGGGAGCGCUCUUCUGAUCUGCGUUGGCGUGAUAACUCUGGACUCGUAUGAUCACCCACAAUACGGAUCCCCCGCUGGCAAAGCCCUGGGUGGGCUCUCCAUCACCGCAGGGGGACUCUUCAUUAUCAACCUGCUUUUUGUCUUCAAAGCACUCAGGGAGCAUUGAUGAGGAAAAUUGAGCCGCACAUGAGCCAACCAGAUUCCAAUCCUCAUGUCUGUCUGUUCGUGUGUCUGUCCGUCUCUCUCUCUCUCUCCAUCGGUCUAUUGCUCCAACGCUCGCCUACUUGUUCCUUGGAUCCUCAAGAAAGAAUGUGCGAGCGAAAGGAAGAAACCGUACUUGAUCCGUCAAGAGGGGGAAUGAACCAUUUGGGACUCGUAUUUCGUCACAGAAUGCCAUUGGGGAACAAGAGCGAUUGGACCAAAGUGAACGAGCUCCCGCCGAGUUGGUCACAGACUGAGUGUGAAGUGUUCCAACAACGCUCCGAUCUGAAUUAUGAAAGUCGCUUAUAAUAAAAGGUGACAUUCUCGCCUGUCAGAGAGGAAUGAUUCAUUUCGCCCACCAUAUACUACUCUUAAAUAUUGGAUACCCAUUCAUACCUUCACUUCCCAUUUCUCUGCUUUCUUGAACUCUGUAUCACCUGCAGUCCGUCACAUUGGAGUUAUUCAAGCUACUCCGAUGUUUCCCUCAAUAUGCAACGACAGCAGCAGCUGCUUUUCAUGAACAUAUCAAUCAAUGCCGAGGGCAAGAGACCCCCGAAAAGUCUUCAGACGCCCGCUCAACGGGCUAUGCCUAUUAUGGUUUUUAUAAAUAGGUGAGAAAAACAGACGCAGAAGCAAAAACACCUAUCCAGGGCGACGAAUUCGCCCGAACUAAACAAGAAUGAUAUAUGUGAUAUUUAUCUCCCCAAAUUGUAUCAAUUUUAAGUUACAAUAAAUCAUCAUGACACCCUGA